Messenger RNA from Ochlerotatus camptorhynchus, 2577 nucleotides. RefSeq lists its product as uncharacterized. The transcript has 3 exons. The record is from RefSeq and is a predicted model, not a curated record. NCBI's taxonomy places the organism in Eukaryota, Metazoa, Arthropoda, Insecta, Diptera, Culicidae. Bases 463 to 2286 code for a protein of 607 amino acids.
GAGCCACCCUGAACAAACAAAACAAAAAUAGACAGGUAAUGAAAAUUAAUUUAAACCAUUUUGCUUCCAGAUAUUUUCCUCUCCAUCUACGAAAGAGUGCUAAACAUGUAGUGAAUACAACUGUGAAUCAAGGAAAAGUCAGUUUAGUUUUUGUUAACUUGUUAUUUUAAUCGCCUGCAUAAUAAUAUGAUCACACAUCAUAAUCUAUCGCGACCUCUGAAGCAGGGGACGUAAAAUAAAUUUGAAAACGCAACAACCAGAAGGAAAAUCGAACCAAACGGGAGAUAAGGAGGUGAAUCGUCGCAAUUGUCGUGCUGAUCCGUCGACAGUGCUAACGACGAAACCCGAGUGAUCGCUUUUGUUUUUGACCGAAAAAGGAAGAUUUAAUUUAGUGGAGGGAUUCUGCGUAGUGAUUGGAUCGAAAAGGCAAAUUGCAUAACUUGUCCUAAUUUGGCUGCUUAAAUGCGAAGGUUGGUGGAAAUGUCUCGUUUGCAAGUGGUGCUGGCACUGCUGCUCAACAUGGGGUCAGGAACGCCGCAGGCAGAAGCUUACAACGAUUUACCGGUGAGCAACAUUCCUAUCUACGAGGAUGGGAUUUACUUCGAGAAUCUGAAACCGGUAAAAAUACAGAUCAGCACCUGGACGCUACAGUCGGAGUAUGACCUGAAAGAGUUUGUCGACGAUAUUUCGUUGGCCAACACCAGUGUGAACAAGUUGAUUAAGGCUUGCAACGAAAUGAUGACCAAGUUUCCGGGAAGUUGCGAAAGUAUUGGCAACAUUGUAGAGUUGACCCGGGACUUGAACGACUUCCAGAGCCUGUUGAAUAGUCUGUGUGAGGAAAAAAGCCGCAGCAAGAGAGGCAUUUUGAAGUCCUGGUUCGGGCUGAUGGACGACGAGGAUAAAGAGCAAAUUGAUGACAAUUUUAAGAAAGUCAACCAACAGAUGGAAACGCAAUCGACGAAAGUGGACCAUUUCUUCGACAGUACGAACAAGGCGAUGGCGGUGCUGAGUGGCAAUAUGUUCCAAUUGGAUCCGAAGAAACCGGGGACGAUCGAUUACAGCCGCGAAGGUCAGCUACUCAUGAUGGAUAUUCUGUUGAAUAAAAUCGUUAGAAAGAAAGAGCUGUUCAUGAAAUUUCUUCAAUCGUCGAGUUCGGUUUCGCUGAGUGACGAUAUCGUAAACCCUACCCGUUUGCUGAAGGAACUCGAAAAGCUACAGAAAAUCCUUCCGGAAGAUUUUACAUUCCCGGUUCAACUCACAUUGCGGGAUGUAAUCAAGAUUUAUCCUCUUUCGAAGGUUGUUGCUUAUGUGGACGAUUGCAAAAUGAAGGUAAGCAUCCUUCUGCCGCUAUGCAACAAAAUUGACUAUAUAACUGUCAAAGGAACAAGCGUACCGAUGAUGCAGGACGGCAUCCUGAAGAUGUUUCCCCUGGAGAAUGACGUGCUGGUGUACAAUAACGAGCACCACCUUGGAAUGAUCAUGGAGUACGAUGAGUACCAAAGCUGCAACCACUUGAAUAGCUUUGCCUUGUGCAACACCCAUCACUUGAUCAAAAAUCUUACCGCGGCAGAGGAUUGCAUCGUGACAUCGUUUUUCAAACGUACUGGUGCAGAUUCGGACUGCCGGGUCAGUCGUCUUCAGCUGCGUCACCAAAUCUGGAUCCAACUGGCCGAUCCCAAUCGCUGGAUCUACGCCGUCCCGAAUCGUACAAUGAUAGAUGUCAACUUUGGCAUUGGAAACAAAAAGUCCAUCGAGCUCAGUGGCGUCGGAAUGCUCAAACUAACCCGAAUGUGCCAUGUCCGUUCGCAGGAUAUCGUCCUCCAAUACAUCCCCCAGUUGCGAGGUUCGAUGGAAAGUAACUCGCUCGGCUUUCAAGUCCCGGCCGUAGUGACACGUGAUCAACCGCGAGUCAUUUCCGCCAGCGACAACAACAAGGUAAUCCUGGCCGGUCAAAACACGGAAAACGUCCUCCAGGACCGAACCCACCUCGCCGGAAUUUACUACGAACCGUCGGCGUUUUCCCCGUGGGCCAUCGUUGGCAUCGUCUGUGGAGUGUUCAUCGUGACUGCGUUAGCCGUCCAGGUCUACUUCAAAAUAAUAAAUGAGAAACGCCACCAGGCUUUGGUGCUUGCACGGAUGCAACAGCAGGAACAGGGCGACCCGAACGGAGCCUAUCUUAACGAGAGUUUGACAAGCAACGGAUCGGCGAACAAUUCCCAGCAGGCGUUUAUCCCCGUACACGGGGGACGGCAACCAACGGCGCCACCGUUCGGAUCGAAUAACUAGUCGGGAGGAGUUUUUGCCAAACAGAGUGGAAUGGAGUGCCUUUGAAUUUGUUUGAAGUUAUUUUUUUUUCGUGUCUGAUAGGCUGUGCUGCAUUAUUUCUAAGAAUUCGAGUAACAGUUGUGGGAGUUUUUUCGCUGUCGAUCAACGGAAAGGAUUGAUGGAUAAGUUAAGAUGGAGGUAAACGAUGGUUGAAGACAAAUUACACAUAAGACUUAAGAAACAAGUGGCUUACAAUCAACAUUAAUGCAUUAUAUGGGAGGCUUUGCCGAUUAUUCGCACAACCUUUGAACU